AUGUCGCAAAAGUAAGUUUAUAUAUUGUUUUAGAUAUUUUUUUAAAAAGUUAGGGUUUUCGUUUAAAAAAUACGACUAUUUUAGUUGUCUUCAUAAAAUGAGGGUUAAAAGUAUGAAUUCAUUUAGUUUGUUUUAAAAAAUUACUUGUGUUAAUACAUUCAUCUUGUUUCAGAACAUCUCUCUCACUUAACUUGAAGAGAAAACAUAAUGUUCUGAACGAUAACAAUGAAGUUGCGUCAGUUUUUAACCAGGACUCCGAUUCAGAUAGUGAAACUCCAGUUUCGGCCGAAGAUAAGUUCAGACAAAAGUAUGGUAACAAGAAAGAGAAGGACGAAAGAGCAGUGAAGAAGAUAAUGGAAGAAGAUGAAUCAGUUUAUGAUUAUGAUAAGCAUUACGACGAGAUGGAAAGGAGGAAAGAGGAAGUUAAGACUAUAUUGAAGCAGAAUGAUAAGGAAGGAAAGGUAAGUCUUUUUUUUUUAAUUUUUAGUUAUGAUUUGAAGAAAAGAAAAGUUUUUUCGACGUAGAUCGCUGAUUUUACCAACGAUUUUGGAGUUUAAUCAAAAAGUUACCUAAAAAGUGCCCGAAAGGAUCGUAAUAUAAAUUUCUUACCUGAUAUUAUAUUAAGGCUUUUAACUUUUUAGCCAAAGUACGCGGACAAGCUUCAGAAGGCCAAGCAACGUCGAGACCUUGAGAAGUUGAUCAUAGAAGAAAAGAAACAAGAGAGAGAAAGAGCUGAAGAAGGAGACGAGUUUGAAGACAAGGAAGUUUUUGUAACAGGAGAAUAUAGGAAGCAAAUUGAAGAAAAAGAAAAGUUCAGGAAAGAGUUGGAAGCCGAAGAGCAUGUUAACGGUGGGUUUUUGUGAUUUAUUAUCUAAUUUUAGGUGUGAAUUUGAUUUUUUUAUUAUUUAAAUUGUGGUUAGAAUUCUAAAUUCUAAUGAUUGUUACUUAAAUUUACGAUAAUAUAAUGUGUUAGGGUAAGAUGUGGAAGAUGAAGCAUAUAAAAUGUUAUUUUUAGAUAUCAACGAUGUUACCAAAGCAAGUAUGUAUCGUGAAACCUUUGCAAAGAAGCUACUGGAUGAUCGAGUGAGAGAGCGAGAAAUGUUGAUCAAAGAAGAACCAACAGAAGCUGAAAAACGACCGAUUCAAGGUGAUGAAACUCCUAAAAAAGAUGAUAAAGGAGACCGUGAUAACCAUCGAAAAGGCAGUCGAGAACGACACGAUGAAAAACGUCGCAGCACAGAACGUACAAAAGAAAAGGAACGCAGAGAUGUCCAUAAAGAAGACAGAGAUCAUAAACAUGGCAGGGAUUCUAAAGACGACAAAGAUCGAAAGAACGGUCGUGAUUCUCAUAAAGAUGAUAAAGGACACAAAGAUGACCGAGACUCACAUAAAGAAGAACACAAAAGCCACAAAGGGCAUCGAGAACGACAACUUCACGACGAACAACCUCGUAAAGAACAUAAAGAUGAUAACAAGGAAGAGAAAGAUGAUGAACAUGACACAGAUUCACGUAAAAAAGAGAGAGAACACAAAGAGGACCGAGAUUCUCACAAAGAAGAACAGAAAAGCCACAGAGGGCAUCGAGAACGGCUACUCCACGAUCAACAACGUCGCAUGGACAAGGUUCGAAAAGUAUUGGCACGGCGAAACAACCAAGACCAAAUUGAUGCCUAUGUCAAGAGAUGUCUACAACGACGCGCUGAAGGUCUAGUGAAACCGCCCAUAGUCGGGCAAGAUGUUGAUAUUAAAUAUUGA
Messenger RNA from Bursaphelenchus okinawaensis, 1755 nucleotides. Lineage: Eukaryota; Metazoa; Nematoda; Chromadorea; Rhabditida; Aphelenchoididae. The record is from the annotation of a GenBank genome assembly.